Acanthochromis polyacanthus (spiny chromis) is the source of this 2588-nucleotide messenger RNA. It is a transcript of the gene insig2, whose product is annotated as insulin induced gene 2. The transcript is spliced from 7 exons. Gene Ontology annotation, biological process: cellular response to insulin stimulus; cholesterol biosynthetic process; SREBP-SCAP complex retention in endoplasmic reticulum. The coding region runs from base 228 to 935 and encodes 235 amino acids. The record is from RefSeq and is a predicted model, not a curated record. Lineage: Eukaryota; Metazoa; Chordata; Actinopteri; Pomacentridae. Gene Ontology annotation, cellular component: SREBP-SCAP-Insig complex; endoplasmic reticulum.
UCUCCAUUCAACCGGAAGUAGUCGCUGUAGAGAGAGAAGACAUAUGAGUGUUUUCGUCUACUGCAGGCUGGUAUCUCAGUGAGCUGCUUCAGAUGGUGUUUCAAAUUAUACUUGUAUUCCUUGAAGGUCUCUGUCAGCAUUAGUUUUGGAAUGUCAGGAAACAUUCAGCUUACAGGCGGAUAAAAACGUCACGCACAGUUUCAUGUUUUCCUGACUAAGGCUUGUGAAUGUCCCUAAUACUGACAGCCAUGAGUGACAACGCAAUGACCAGUGGCAAGCAGCAGUGGGCAGGGUCUCGGGGACCCUAUAUCUCAGUCAUCACCAACAGGACCACCAACCUGUUGAUCCGAGGGGGCAUGCUGUUCUCUGUUGGCGUCUUCCUUGCCCUGGUGCUUAACUUACUUCAGGUGCAGAGACAUGUCACCCUCUUUCCCCCCGAUGUCAUCAGCAGUAUCUUCUCCUCAGCCUGGUGGGUGCCGCCCUGCUGUGGCACAGCCUCAGCAAUGAUUGGGUUGUUGUACCCCUGCAUCGACAGCCGUCUGGGUGAGCCACACAAGUUUAAACGGGAAUGGUCCAGCGUGAUGCGGUGCGUGGCUGUGUUUGUGGGCAUCAACCAUGCCAGUGCUAAAGUGGACUUUGCUAACAACGUCCAGUUGUCUCUGACUCUGGCGGCACUCUCCAUUGGUCUGUGGUGGACAUUCGAUCGCUCCCGCAGUGGCUUUGGUCUGGGAGUCACCAUCGCUCUGCUGGCAACACUGGCCACUCAGCUCCUGGUUUACAAUGAAGUCUUUCAGUAUACCUCUCCAGAUUUCCUGUAUAUUCGCUCAUGGUUACCCUGCAUCUUCUUUGCAGGGGUUAUAACAAUGGGAAACAUAGGACGGCAGCUAGCCUUGUAUGAAUAUAAAUUCCUUCAGGAGAAGACCCAUCAAGACUGAGGGAUGUUUUGGCUUCAUCGGGCCUCUGCUCACAAUGACUUUGUCUUCAUCCCAAUGUGAGACCAGAGACUGGUUAUCAGAGAGCAUUUGCAUGUAGCAUAGACCAGAGUGAGCUGACCUUGGACAGUCCAUUUAAGUCUGAACAAGACAGUAUUUUUGAUUGGCUCUCAUCAGGCCUUUCGAUGAUCAUGGCAGCUGCCGGCCACAUUCCACCCUGAGCUAAGGAGAACAAUAAGAGUAUAGCUUGUCUCUUUUUUUCCUUUGGUGCAGUUUAUCUCUACUUACUUGGAAAUGGAUUAGUGUUGAAGCAACUAUCGUUGUUCAAAUCAACACAGAUGUUUCAAACCUUUGGCUCCAUUGUGCCAAACACAAUCAUACAGGAUCAGUUUUAAGGCUGCUCUUGUCUCCUGAUUUUUCCACAUCCUGCACAUAAUCAGUGGAGAACACACAGUGUACUUAAUGUAUGUCUACAGAGAUAUGCAUCCAUGUCCCAGACCUUUUAUUGUAUGUAGUUUACUUAUAUCUACUUUUACAUUUUCUUGAAGACAAUGUCAAAUAACGGAAUGAUGAUGGGUGCUGUAUGAGAAUCUACCCUGCCUGUGGGGAUCCAGGGGGUUCAGUGUUCACCUGAGUUAGGUAUUUCUUUCAGCCACACCAAGUCUUUUUGUCACCAACAUGUUCAUUAUAGUCAGGAUACAUGAAGCUCUAUGGGUUUUGAUUGAAUGUGAAAGGUAUGUUUGGAAGAAGAAAUCAUCAUACAGGAACACUAGGAUCAGCUAUAAUCAUAAGAAAUACUGUUUUCAUUUCUGCAAGCGACACUUAGCAAAAAAUGUCUCUAUAACCUUUUCCGUUGCUUGUUAAAAAUAAGCAAAAGGCAGCAUUUGCUUUCCCCAAUACAGCCGGAAUGCCAAAAAAUUCCAGCCUAUUUUCUUUAUGGAGCUUAAACAUAAAAUUAUGUUGGGAUACCUGACACAUAUUCUACUAGAUAAUAGAGAUGGGACCUUAGAACUUAACUUGGAAUCAAAUAAAUUCUCUUGAGUGUGUGUCAAGAUUGUAUGUAUGAUACAUAUAACAAAAUGUGUUAGCUUAAUAUUUACAGAUAAUGCACACUAGCUUAGAGCCAUGUACACCAUGUAAACUGGACAUCUCUUGGCAGUUUGUGUUCUGUUUUCACUGAUGGUGUUAUGAGUUUGGGGUAUUUUUGUCAGUCACUUAGGAUCUAGACUGUGGACUUAUUUUCAUACACAUGAAUCUAUAGUACUGCGUAUUUUCCUUUUUUUUUUUUUUGGGUGGGUUAGAUAAUUAACUCUUGGAUGUGUUUGUUCUGAGUGUAAUACAGGCAUGGGUUUGCGCAAAGAAAGCCUGUAAAUAUGGUGAUUAGCAGUGUUAAAUUCUUGCUGCAUUUAUGCAGCAUGUUUGUUGGCUUGAUAUAUUGAGAAACCACCUUUUAGCAAUUAAUAAAUACAGAAAAAUCCACUUGCAGUAUAUAAACAUUGAGCACUUAUGUCUCUGUAAGUGAGUGUAUAAGUGUAUAACUCAGGGUUUCCCCCAGAAAACUUGCUAAGCCUGGUGGUUGGGCUGCUAGAGAAGCCCACCAUGUUUAUGUAAUAAUAAAUAAAAAAAAGUUAAAAGUUGACAGAAAUUUUGAAAUUA